CUCAAUUUCUGUGUCGAGCUAGACUGUAGUGUGCAGAAACUCGACACAGAAGAACAACUGAAGAAGAAUUACAUUUUCUUUUAAUCCGAAUCUGAAGUAAACUCCGAGAUGGUUGGGAGUAAAUCGAAUUGCGUAUACGUAAACGGCAGUAAUCGCCCUUACUAUCACAGGAGAUGUAAAGGGAAGAUCAGUUCGACAAAUAUCGAGUCUCUUCCCGACGAAUUGGUUUUCGACAUUCUUCUACAUCUCCAGUCCGAAGAUAUUCACAGAGGGGCAAGACUCGUUUGCAAGAAAUGGUACAACACGGUCCGAACCCGUAAUUUCAGAUGCGCGCGCCUUCGCAAUUCAACAGUUGGACUUCUGAUUCAUAGUUCGGGCGACGAGCGUCCAAUUUUUCUGACACUGGAAAAAGGCCGAGUUGAGAUGUCGAAGCUGAGUUACAAGAUUCCCGGGAGAGUUUGGACUAGUUGCAACGGUUUGAUACUCGACUAUGAGGUUAUGAGAGACGGUAUAUAUCUUUUCACUUUAAAUCCCGCUACGAAGCGUUGCUUUGAUCUCCCCCCGUUUAUUAGUCGAUCUGAUUCAAGCUACGAUUAUUCCGGUAUAGCGUAUGCUGCGGCUUCGAUGGAGUAUAAAGUGGCUCAGACGUUUAGUUCUAGGCUUAGGUAUCCGUUUGUACGAGGCUGCGCUAUAUUGACCGUCGGAGUUGAUAAGUUUUGGAGGCAUGUCGAUACCGAAAACUUAUCCCCGAUCGGUAGAGAGAUUCUCCGAGGUAUUCCAUUGACUACUGAAGGUUAUUUUCAUUGGACUCACAGAGAAGGCACUCGGGUUUUGACUUUGAACGUAGAGACUGAAAUUAUUACAGAGACUCUUGUCCCGAAUGGGUAUGGAAAAAAAACGAAGUAUUAUUUGUCGACUGGGAGGUCUCUAACUUUGCUCAUUGCAUGCAGUGGAUUUUCGUGGGAGGUUCUGAAGAUGAAAUCCGAAACGGGAGAAUGGACGAAGUUGACCAAGGUUGACUUGAAAGCUCGAAAGUGCGAAUUCGAACAGUUUGUUAGGGAAUGUUGUGGGCCCGUAGUACAACCUAGUUCUCUUGUCAUCAAACCGGUUGGUUGGUUAGAUGAAGAGGUUUUGGUGUUGAAUGCUUUCCCAACUUUGGUUUGUGUUCUCUACAAAGUACGUGCGCAAGAAAUUGAGUUCGUUGAGUUAGAUUUUGACGACGACGAUCUCAACUUUCAAGUUCAUAGAAUCAGAAUGUGAUUCUUUUGAGUAGUUUCAACUUGUAUUUGGUUGUAUUAAAGCAACGUAAAUUUACUUGCACUUGAAAACUAAUGUUGUAUGUAUAAUCAAAA
This is a messenger RNA of Erythranthe guttata (spotted monkey flower), 1352 nucleotides long. RefSeq lists its product as uncharacterized. NCBI's taxonomy places the organism in Eukaryota, Viridiplantae, Streptophyta, Magnoliopsida, Lamiales, Phrymaceae. The record is from RefSeq and is a predicted model, not a curated record. Gene Ontology annotation, molecular function: protein binding.